AUGGGUAGAUUCAAUCUUGUAAUAGCUGUAUUAUCACUUACUGUAAGUGUUUGUUUCUUCCCUGAUUUGGCUUCUGCUCAACUCAGACAGAAUUAUUAUGCAAAUAUCUGUCCUAAUGUCGAAUCCAUCGUUAGAAAUGUUGUUAACCAAAAAUUUCGGCAAACUUUCGUUACUGUACCAGCCACACUCCGCAUGUUCUUCCAUGAUUGCUUUGUCCAGGGCUGUGAUGCUUCAGUAUUAGUAGCAUCAAGUGGAGGAAAUACAGCAGAGAAGGAUAAUCCAGAUAAUCUCUCACUGGCUGGAGAUGGAUUUGAUACAGUAAUCAAAGCUAAAGCAGCAGUUGAUGCAAUUCCCAGAUGCAGGAAUAAGGUUUCUUGUGCUGAUAUUCUUGCAAUGGCUACACGGGACGUCGUUUCCUUGGCAGGUGGACCUUCAUAUGCUGUGGAGUUGGGGAGACUUGAUGGGCUUAGCUCAACAGCUGCAAGUGUAAAUGGAAAUCUGCCCAAGCCGAGCUUCAACUUAAAUCAGCUUAAUGCCAUGUUUGCUUCUAAAGGCCUAUCUCAGACAGACAUGAUUGCUCUUUCAGCUGCUCACACGUUAGGAUUUUCUCACUGCGAUAAGCUCGCAAACCGUAUAUACAACUUCAGCCGUCAGAAUCCGGUGGACCCAACCCUGAACCGGCAAUAUGCGACUCAAUUACAGGGAAUGUGCCCAAGAAAUGUGGACCCCAGGAUAGCCAUCAACAUGGACCCAAACACACCCAGAACCUUUGACAAUGUCUAUUUCCAAAAUCUCCAGCAGGGCAAAGGCUUAUUCACAUCAGACCAAGUCCUCUGGACAGACAUAAGGUCCAGGCCCACAGUCGAUGCAUGGGCUAGAAACCCACAGGCCUUUCAGAGGGCCUUUAUCCAAGCCAUGACCAAAUUGGGCCGGGUCGGAGUCAAAACGGGCAGGAACGGGAAUAUCCGUUUUGACUGUGGAAGAUUUAAUUGA
Fraxinus pennsylvanica is the source of this 993-nucleotide messenger RNA. Lineage: Eukaryota; Viridiplantae; Streptophyta; Magnoliopsida; Lamiales; Oleaceae. The record is from the annotation of a GenBank genome assembly.